Penicillium oxalicum is the source of this 1698-nucleotide messenger RNA. Its product is annotated as threonine dehydratase, biosynthetic. NCBI's taxonomy places the organism in Eukaryota, Fungi, Ascomycota, Eurotiomycetes, Eurotiales, Aspergillaceae. The record is from RefSeq and is a predicted model, not a curated record. The transcript has 2 exons. Gene Ontology annotation, molecular function: threonine deaminase activity; pyridoxal phosphate binding. The coding region runs from base 1 to 1698 and encodes 565 amino acids. Gene Ontology annotation, biological process: L-threonine catabolic process.
AUGUCUGGAGAACCUCUCACCAGGGUCACGACCCCAGUGACCCCCAAAAUGAGUGGCUUGGCCUUGACUGAGUAUUCGGCCGCGCCCACUCCCCCCUCCGAGCGCUCAGAGCGUAUCCCCGGUGUCCCACCCAAUUGGGGUAUCCCCGAUGCCUUUUUGCUUCCAAACGGAUAUCCAGACUAUCUGCGCUUGAUUCUCACCUCACGAGUGUACGAUGUGAUUGACGAGAGUCCUCUGACUCAUGCGGUCAACCUCAGCAAUCGAUUGGAGAGUCGGGUCCUCCUGAAGCGAGAGGAUUUGCUUCCUGUAUUCAGCUUUAAGCUGCGUGGCGCCUACAACAAGAUGGCCCAUCUCACUCCAGAUCAGCGCUGGAAGGGUGUGAUUGCUUGCUCUGCGGGAAAUCACGCUCAAGGUGUCGCCUAUUCCGCUCGUCACCUCCGAAUCCCCGCAACCAUCGUGAUGCCUUCGGGUACACCCGCCAUUAAGCACUUGAAUGUUGCUCGCCUCGGAGGCAGCGUCGUCCUUCACGGCAAUGACUUUGACGCUGCCAAGGAAGAGGCCCAUCGGUUGGAGAAGCAGCACGGACUCACCAACAUCCCACCAUUCGACGAUCCCUAUGUCAUUGCAGGCCAGGGUACGAUCGGCAUGGAACUGUUGCGCCAGGCGAACUUGGAGAAAUUGGAAGCGGUCUUUUGCGGUGUUGGUGGCGGUGGUCUCAUUGCCGGCAUCGGUGUGUACUUGAAGCGCAUUGCCCCUCACGUGAAGAUCAUCGGUGUGGAAGCGCACGAGGCCAACGCCAUGGCUCAAUCGCUCAACGGGGGCGAGCGUGUCCUCUUGAAGGAGGUUGGCCUCUUCGCGGACGGUGCGGCUGUUAAAACCGUGGGCGAGGAAACGUGGCGCGUCAGCCGGGAAGUCAUCGACGAGGUUGUUCAGGUUUCUACCGACGAAAUCUGUGCGGCCAUUAAGGAUGUCUUUGAAGACACUCGGUCGGUGAUCGAGCCCGCUGGUGCGCUCAGUCUGGCGGGACUCAAGAAAUGGUCUCACCGGAACCCCAGCCCUGAUUCUGGCCGUGAGUUGAUCGCCGUGACCUCCGGCGCAAACAUGGACUUUGACCGGCUCCGCUUUGUCGCCGAGCGGGCUGCUUUGGGUGAGAAGAAGGAAGCCCUUCUCAGCGUCAACAUUCCCGAGAAGCCUGGCGCCUUUGGCAGGCUCGUCGAAGUCAUCUUGCCCCAAGCAGUCACCGCGUUUAGCUACCGCUACGCGCGUGACGCAUCCGCCGACGUGCUCAUGGGUAUUUCCCUGUCUGCUCAAACGGGACGCGAUGAUCUCAAAAAGAUCAUGGGCGACUUGGAGCACGCUGGGAUGUCCGUCCGCGACUUGAGCGACGAUGAGCUGGCCAAGCGUCACGUCCGUUUCAUGGUCGGUGGUCGCUCCGAUGUGGCUGAUGAGCGUCUCUUCAUGUUCGAAUUCCCCGAGCGGCCUGGUGCGCUUGCCAAGUUCUUGACCACACUUCGCCCGAGUCAGAAUAUCUCCCUAUUCCACUACCGCAACUAUGGCGGUGACGUUGGCAAGGUCCUUGCGGCGAUUCAGUGCCCCACUGAAGAGAAAGAUGAUCUAGAGUCGUUUUUGAGGGAUGUGGGCUACCCCUUCAGCGAGCAUACCGACUCGCCGACAUACCGAACUUUCCUUCGUUCCUGA